This is a messenger RNA of Spirometra erinaceieuropaei, 628 nucleotides long. NCBI's taxonomy places the organism in Eukaryota, Metazoa, Platyhelminthes, Cestoda, Diphyllobothriidea, Diphyllobothriidae. The record is from the annotation of a GenBank genome assembly.
AUGAACCGUGGCAUAAACGAUAGCCAGGACCUGCCCAGGGAGUACUUGGGCAAGAUCUACGAUGAGAUCGCCCGGUGUGAAAUCCAAAUGAAGACUGCGGUUAAUGCCUCCUUGACUGCCGCUGCCUCGAGUGGUACCCUGUCCGGUGGUGGCGGUCCGAGCAUUGUGGACGAUGCUCCACCGACGACUUUGAGCGGAUCUAGUCUCAGCGGCCAACACCUUGACAAAGUCAGCCGCGAAAUGGAGGCUCUGGCGCAGAGCGCUCGUGAAUUAAUGGAAUCUGUGAGUACAUCUAUCUUCUUCAAAACUUGCCCCUCUCCAACCGGUGCGUAUGUGUGUGCGUGUAUUGUGCUCAUGUAUUUGCUUCCAUCAACCUCGUAUGUACUUCUCCGAGUCAUAAACUUCAGUUCAUAUUCUCCAUGUUGUUAGAGAGAAAGUUAAAAGUAUGAUACCUCAAAGUGGAAAAAAGUCCAACUGUAGUAAAAAUAUGUAUAGACGUCACGCAGAAGUAGUGCUCACCGAUAUAUCCUUAUUGGAGGACGAAACACGAACAGUUUCGCUUGACAAUAAAGUCCCGUAAUAAAGCCUUUACAGCCAAUCGCAUCGCGACGAACGACAAAUGAUUGGG